Marchantia polymorpha subsp. ruderalis is the source of this 2984-nucleotide messenger RNA. The record is from the annotation of a GenBank genome assembly. Lineage: Eukaryota; Viridiplantae; Streptophyta; Marchantiopsida; Marchantiales; Marchantiaceae.
CUCAACUGGGUGCUAAUAAAUGCAUAGAGAACAGUUUCUGCAGGAAAGGUCGCCUCAGGGCACAGGAAUGAGCACUACCCUCAACACAGACGAUUCUCUUCGGAUACGUCUCGAAAGACAUCAAAUACGAACACAUGAUCAUGCGACGCUGGAUUCUCGAGGAGGUGCGGAACUCGAUCGUAAUCCCCACGCGGCAAUCGAGACAUCGAGCUUCACUGGACCGAAAUCCGAAGCAGAACUCCGCCAGCCGGGACUCGGCUCGAGGGUGGACGGAAGGCCGGGCUACGGGCCCGGCUGAAAUAGUUUGACCUGGAGGGGCGGGCGGGCGGGCGGGCGGGCGGCCCCGAGGACUUAUCCGCAAGCGUUUUGGCCACCGCACGCUUUCAGGACCACCAGCAGCAGAAUCUUCGCUUCCGAGCGAAUACGCCAAGAACCCGCACCCCCUUCUUUUUGACCGACUGCCCGGGAAGGGGACGGCGAUGGGGCCCCGGGGUGCGUCAUCGUCGUCGGCCUCGUCCUCGCUCCUCGAUCCUUGCGAUCUUUCGGGGCUCAGAUAUUUUGUCACCUUCGCCAAACCUUUAGGGUUGCGCUCGAUUACGUGGCUCCCGGCGAAGUCCCUUCGGUCGGGUCAAGGGGGGUGUUGGAGGGAUCUCCCCACCUGUCGAAAUUGGUCGCUUCGCCUUUUAUCCACUCUGUAAUGCUCUCCGAGUUAGCCAUGUCCGACACCGAAAGAUUCUGCUCGCACCAAGGAUCUUGGAACCGGUUCCUCAGUUUGCUUGCACCGGUUCCAUACUCUCCCACCGCCACGACCGAUGUGCGCCUUCUAAAAUUACUGCUGAUCUCGGUGCAACAGCGUUGCGCUUGUCGUUUCGCUUGUCAAAUCUCAGAUUGGGUUUCGAUCCAUCACCCUGAGAUUGCGAUUUCUGCCGCUGAGGUUUACUGAUUUACCCCUACCUCCCUCCCGCGGUGAACUUCCUCUCGUUGGAGGUCUGGAGGUCUGGCGCCUGUGCAGUUUCUCUAUAUCUCUGAUGUAUUCAGCGCAGUCGGUCAGCCUUCACAUCAUGUAAAAAAUGUGCCGGCUGUGUCUGCAUCGUGGUCCUCAGUGUGAAGUAAUUCUCUUUUCUUGUCUGGCUUGCUGCCCCUUCUGUGGGCUUUUGGAUGUAUUUCUCGAAAAGAACAAGAUUCCUAGCAUUCUUUAUAUGUCAGAUAAGGGCCAGCUUUCUCCUAAUCUGCUGUGGAUGGAUGCCCUCAGCCCUAAGCCUCCUCCGCACACGACACCGAGUGCAGACACUUCGGUGUGCGAAGAGCGGUGGAUAUGGAUUCUCAUUUGUCCAGCUCCUCACCCACAGCGCUCCCCGUCGCUUUUCUUCCUCUUCUUAUUCUUCUUCCUCGUCUUCGUCUUUAAUCAUACGACCCUCAAUCCAGGCACAGCCUUGUGGAUCCGAACACGGCCAGAGCAAUUCCUCCGUAGCUCGAGGUCCACAUCUGGCACUGUACCCGUCGCCAGGUUUGUUUUCCUGAAGGUAAGGAAUACCGCAUACGCAAGCGACAGGCGAGCUGACAGUAAAACUGGAACACCUUCUUUCACCCGGCAGUGCGACCAGCGUGACUGCUGGCGCUGAAAGGUUUGAAACCAUAGUUCCAUGCACGUAAUUGAACCGGCUCCGGCCUUCUACUUGAAUUACGGUGGAUAUUUCAGCAGAAUGCGAUCGAGUGGCUGAACUGUCCACAUCGCCUGCUAUUGACGAUCGAGGCCUGCAGCAGCCUCAUACUGUUGAUCAUCACAUUCGCCUUCCUCGUGCACUGCCUGAACGCUCAACGAGGCUCCAAGGAGCUCGCUGAGUGGGAAAUCUGAUUACUCGGCGACGAUGACAGUAGAACGUGAGCCAUGCCCCGGCUUGAGCAGGGAUACAGUACCGACCAGAGACUGCCACAUUCCAAAGACAUCAGGCAGAUGUCGGAUGCAAGGAAUUUGCGAGGAGGGCAUGAGCUAGGCAGGGGAGCUUGGCAGAACGACGGUGCAGUGAAUCCAAGUGUAAGGCCUUGUCGGUCCUAUUGCGAUGAACGACGGCAUGCAUGGUCUGAUCGAGCGUAGGUAACCGCAGGAGAGGCAAUAAUCGAGAAAAUAGUCAUGCUCUUGGGUCCAUCAUGGGUCGCCGACGCUAUCGGAGGCUGUGGCGCGCGCGGCCUCCUCGUUGUCGAGGGUUUUCGGGUUCCGAGCUUCAGGAACUGUGGAGCCGAAGCCCCAUAAUCAGCGUCUGACAGCCGGACUCUUGGAUCGAGAGUAUUUCUCCGUCCUUUCAGUCGCUCGUCAUCCUCUCUCUUUCUCUCUCGAUCGAAACGGAAGCAACACAAAUCAGGAAAUCAAACACUUUCCGAAUGUUUUGCGGCCCAGGAAUAAAUCCGAGUCCGCUGCACCGCCUGCUUUAAUCACAUCGCUGCAUAGCCUGUUUCAUUCACAACUUGUGCCAACCAUUUUCCCAUCUUGAAUUGCCGAUGUGGCUCGCUACACUCCUUCGUCUUACAGCUUUGGACGAGGAGAAGCGAUGAUGGCGUCAUAAUUAAUGAUGACGGCACUUGCAUUUCAGACUUGCCAUUCGAACCACGUAAGCGACAUCGAAAGACAGCGUAUUUGGGUUGAUGGAUCUGAUCCGGUGUGUUGAUCGAUCACUGGAAGAUGAGAAAUCACUUGAUGCUCCUCCGGAGAAUCGUGUUUGAGUCUACGCAUAACACCUACGAUUCAUUUUACGUUACGGGACACUCCAGCCCACCGUCCUAGUGUGAACAGAGUGAUGGAUUUAGGGUAUGAUAAUUUUCUCGUCCGGCAUGUUAGCAAAAGGACAUGACGACUUGGAGCAUUGAUAUGUGGCGAGUUGAGUUGAUAAUUCUAGUUUACCGUAGUAACUCCCUAGUACCCCAGUUUAUGUAAUGAUACAAGAAUCCAGAGCAUGAAAUUUGCGAAAAUAUUUGUAUCUCAAGUUGGC